CCGGUGACCGCCCAUCACCUCCUCCCUUUGCAGAUGGCGUCCGCUACCGACUCCCGCUAUGGACAGAAGGAGUCCUCAGACCAGAACUUUGAUUACAUGUUCAAAAUCCUCAUCAUCGGUAACAGCAGCGUAGGGAAGACCUCGUUCCUAUUCCGGUACGCCGACGACUCCUUCACGCCCGCCUUCGUCAGCACCGUCGGCAUCGACUUCAAGGUCAAAACCAUCUACAGGAAUGACAAACGCAUCAAGCUGCAGAUCUGGGACACGGCCGGGCAGGAGCGGUACCGCACCAUCACCACCGCGUAUUACCGCGGGGCCAUGGGCUUCAUCCUGAUGUACGACAUCACCAACGAGGAGUCCUUCAACGCCGUGCAGGAUUGGUCGACCCAGAUCAAGACGUACUCGUGGGACAACGCGCAGGUGCUGCUGGUGGGGAACAAAUGUGACAUGGAGGACGAGCGCGUGGUGUCGGCUGAGAAGGGCCGGCAGCUCGCCGAGCACCUGGGUGAGCAUGGGGGGGUCCCCAGUGUCAGCUCUGCCCCCAUACAGUGGCAUGUGGGGCACGGUGUCCCUGUGACAGCACGGGGAUGAGUGCAGGUUUAACCC
Molecule: messenger RNA, 606 nt
Organism: Meleagris gallopavo (turkey)
Lineage: Eukaryota; Metazoa; Chordata; Aves; Galliformes; Phasianidae
Source: RefSeq, a predicted model, not a curated record